GUCCAUCCUCGCACGCAACCGCCUAGGCAGACCGGAGUUGCCCGCCUAACAACGCUAUUCCUAAUUCGCGCAUCACAGCCACCUCCUUCCUUGCGCUUACACGCUACAUGCGCAACUCGGGGUAGCUAGCGUAUGCCACAUGCGUCUCAACUGCGUCGCGAACAGCAAGGCGCUUUGUAAAGCAGUGGGCUAUGAGAGGCCGAUUGGGCUAGGCGUGCUGUCUGCGUGCGCGUCGUCGAUGUAAAGAUAUGGGGGCUUUUGUUGUUGCCUGGGGGAUGCGUUGGCGGAGGUUUUGUACUUGAGGUGUAGGUUUGGCUACACCGUCGCGAAUUUCCAGACAUAUACAUACGAUUGCAUAAGUCUCAUCUUCAGUUCCAGCCCUACCUACUGCAAACAUCACACGAGAUCACGACCCCCACUAUCGUCAUCAUGGCUGUGUCUAACGAACGCUUCCUCCGCAUCCUCACCCUCUCAAGUAGCGCACUCGCUACGCCUUUCCUCAUUGCCACAUCCAUCGUAUCGACAGAAGGCCAUGGUUGGGGGUACAGACGCGAGGCAACCGCUUUCUGCUUCGGCUUCAUCCCCCUCGCUAUGACGGCUUUCGCUUCCUCAGUCACUCUGUACUACCAGCGGCGUCACGGCCGCGUUCCAACUGCCGGAUUUGCUCUGCUAGACGGUGCCGCUUUCUGCGCAUAUAUCUCAGUCCUGAUUCCUAUCUGGGUUGUUGAGGUGAAUUAUCUCUGGAGUGCGAGUUUGGGAAUGUUGGCAGGAUAUACAACGACGCCGAUGAUUUUGAACAUGGUGCUGCACGCAUACAUCUUCCUCUACAAGUUCCGCGCUAUGUGGGCAGUACUUUUUGCCCCGACGAUGCAUGAAUGCCCGAACUGCCAUAAUGAGUUCAUUGUUGGAAAGCCUCAGAUCAAGGAGACGAGUCAAGGUGGAGAGAGGUACAGUCUGUUGAGGGGUGAGGAGUACCUCGAUGCGGAUGCGGAUGCGGAGCUUUACGUAGAAGGCGCUGCAAGACCUUCGGAGGAGAGCGUAAGGCCGGAGGGCGAAAAUAAGGAGGGGAAGGGGAAGACCAUCCUCGAUGUUUGAGGGGGGAUUGCGCCAGUGUUAUAAGACGGGCUGGUCUGAGAGCGACUUUCAAGGGGAUUCUAGGAACGGCAUCGUUCAUGAGGGGCGAUAUGUUUGUCACAGUUGCUUGGGCGUUGUAGCGGAUUAACAUGAUGUGGGUCACAAGAUCGGUGCGCGGGCUAAUAAAUAUUCACAUGAGAAGCAGGAACACCCUGCCAGAAUUGAAUCUCGCCAUGCGCAUA
This is a messenger RNA of Pyrenophora tritici-repentis Pt-1C-BFP, 1316 nucleotides long. Its product is annotated as HTTM domain containing protein. The record is from RefSeq and is a predicted model, not a curated record. NCBI's taxonomy places the organism in Eukaryota, Fungi, Ascomycota, Dothideomycetes, Pleosporales, Pleosporaceae.